Molecule: messenger RNA, 5312 nt
Organism: Bolinopsis microptera
Lineage: Eukaryota; Metazoa; Ctenophora; Tentaculata; Lobata; Bolinopsidae
Product: transient receptor potential cation channel subfamily M member 7-like
Exons: 39
Coding region: 112-4908 (1598 amino acids)
Biological process (GO): calcium ion transmembrane transport
Cellular component (GO): plasma membrane
Molecular function (GO): ligand-gated calcium channel activity
Source: RefSeq, a predicted model, not a curated record
GACUAAUGGUCUAAACGAAGUUUUUAGUUUUGUUAAGUUGUGACCUUCUAGAAGGUCCUAUUGGUGUUGACUCUAUUGAUAUAGAUCAAGUGAUCUGUAGUAUACGUCGUGAUGCUAUCACCCACCAGAGCAGGACCUUUUGGAAUAAGUCCUAGCAAGAUAUUUCAAGGGAUUGAAAUGAGUUUAAAGCUUUUAAAGGGCAAUUCCACGUUCUCAUACACAGCAUUUGAGCAAUGGAUAAAGAAGGAGAUAAAAGUGCGGGAAUGCUGCGUCUUCAUAAAGAAGAUGGACGGGGAACUGGAACCAAUCUGCCACUGUGGUAACGUGAGGUCUGCGCACAGCGAGGGUAUCCAAAUACACGGCGAGACGGAGAAGUGGGAUAAAACCACUCACACAACCCUGACCGAGUGCUCUGCUUACGGCAAGAUCAACUUUCUAGAUGAGGACACUACUAUACAGCCGGAGUAUAUCCGGGUAGCCAGCGACUACGGUGACAGAAAGAAUAUACAAAGGAUGGAAAAGCUUCUUAGAGAGUUCUGGGGGUGUAAGCAGCCAGGAUUGUUGAUAUCAGUGAUAGGAGGAAACAAGAGUUUCCACGCCCCUCAUGAUGUGUGCUUACACUUCCAACACGGGCUCCUCAAUGCUGCUAAGUCUACUAAUGGUUGGAUUAUCACCAGUGGACAGGACGAGGGAGUCACGAAGUUGGUGGGAGACAUCAUUGGAAGAUCUAUCCUAACAUCCAAGAUAUACACCAUUGGAGUUGCAAACUGGGGUAAAACAUGGAACAAAGAGAUGCUUCUACGGAAAAACAACAGGUUUAACGAGUCCAUCACUGACUACACCACUUCUAUCCCUGAACUUGGCAGCGCCUCCUUGGAGCCCAAUCACAGUCACUUCUUCCUCGUUGAUGACGGAACAACUCAAGCAAGUGGAGUAGAGAUAAAGUUCCGAGGAGAGCUGGAGUUCCUGAUAACUAAGAUGUAUGAGAAGGACGGGGUCCCUCUUCCUAUGAUAUGUAUCAUGCUAGAGGGGGGCUCUCAGAGUAUUGAGAUGGCGCUUAAUUCUCUGAGGAUGGGCCAGCCUCUCGUCGUUAUUAAAGGAAGUGGUAGAGCUGCUGAUAUCGUGUGUACAGCUUGUGAAAUGACUUCCUUUAAAGAGGACUUCAUCGACGGAGAGUUUGUAGUGAGGGGUGUGAUAAACGAGGAAGGAAAGAGGGAUAUCAGUGACAUGUUGGAGGCGUGCUUUAGUAAGUUUACUGAGAACUCCAUGAUUGAGAAGCUGCUGAAGAGUGUGGUGGAAAUCGCUUCCUUCAAGAAACAGAUAACUGUAUACAAGAUAGACGGGUCAGAGCCAUUAGACUUUGCUAUCUUAUCCUCCCUGAUGAAGAGCAUAGGGGAGAGUGCAGCUCGAAUGAGGCAACUAAAACUGGCCAUAACUUGGGGACAUGAGAAAGUGGCUAAGGAGCUUAUAUUUGAGAAGAAGGAUUACAAGUUCAGGCCAGACGAGUUAAACUCACUCCUGAUGUUCUCCAUAAUCAACCGGCGGGUUGGUUUUAUACGACUGCUGCUGGAUUACGGUGCUGACCUCAAGAACUUCCUCACUGCUCCCAGUCUCACUAAACUUUACAAUAUCCUCCCUAAAAACUCAGGAGCUUUCAAGUUGCUCACAAGAUUCGAUAGAGCGGUGUCAUUAAGAGACGUAGGUGAACUGAUGGAGAGGAUUAUGGAGGGUACAUUCCAUUCCUUUCUAACACAGGAGAAGUAUAACCAGGACAUGAGGGAGGACGACAGAUUUGAUAAUCCCUACGAUUUGAUGAUGCUGUAUUCUGCUCUCAUCGACGCUCCAGACAUGGCUAAGUUCUUUUGGGAGAACUCCAGGACGCCCAUAGCUACAUCUCUUAUAGUGCACAAGAUAUUUUUAUUCCUGGACAAAAUGGAAAGUCAGUGGGCACGUGUGGAUGAAGAAAUGACAGAAAAGCUUGAAACUUCUGCGAGGGAGUUUGAAAAACUAGCGUGCGGACUUAUGACAAUCUGUUAUCAUAACUACGACAAGCCCGAUUGGAUACAAAUCUUAAUUGUUCCUUUGAAAGAAUGGGGAGGAUUAAAUCUGUUUGAUUUAGCAACAAUAAUCGAAGCGAAGAACUUCAUCGCACAUGCCGCGUAUCAGAGUUACCUGACAGACCUCUGGAUGGGACAACUUAAACCUACUAUCAACGCCGGACGGUUGUUUGUGUGCCUGGUCCCACCACUGCCAAUAUUCUUACCGUACAAUAAACUACCCAUGACCAAGAAAGAUCUAGCAAGGAAGAUCCUCCGGGGACAAGAAAUAACAACAAGAGCCCGCAAGAGAGUAAACGAAGACGUUGAGUUUGCCUCAGCUACAGGGGCAAAUGAUAGUGAUGACGGCGACUCAGUGCGCAGUCCUGAUCUCAAAGAGAAGCUAUAUUACUUCUACACCUCCCCUGUUAUCAAGUUUUACCUUAACUCCCUCACUUAUUUAGCAUUCCUUCUUUUAUACGGGUACGGUCUGUUAGUAGAUGAUAAAAGUCUGGUGAUCAGCCAAAACGGCUCAAGACUCGAGUGGCAAGACCUGUAUACGAUAGUGUUUGUCCUUUCAACUGUGCCCGUUGAAAUAAAUCAGAUUCGAAAUGGAAGAACGAAAAGCAACCUAAAGAAGGUUGUAGACCAUUUUGCAGAUACGUACAACCUAAUGGACUUCAUAGCCGUGUGCAUGUUUAUGGUUGCCUUCGCACUCAAAGCCUCUACUCCUUACUACUGCUCCAGCUCAAAGUUGGCUGAAGGAGACAGUAACGAUUGUACAAUAGGAAGCAGCAUGAAUCUUAACCAUUUCGGGAAUUAUCACGCUAACAGGCUCCUAUCAGCAAUGUGCUUUUCUUUCUACUGUUUUCGAUUCGUGCAGCUCUUUGAGAUUAACGAUCAGAUUGGACCCAAAGUUUUCAUGCUUAAAAAAAUGUCCAUCGAUCUCUUUUUCUUCCUCUUUCUCUUAAUGGUUUUUACAAUUGCUUAUGGUGUAUCGUCCCAAGCAUUGCUUUACCCAUUUCGUGAGACCAGUGUCGGUGAGGUUAUAUUCGAGCUCAUGGGAAGGUCUUAUCUGAAUGUGUUCGGAGAGAUAGAUCUAGAUGGCUUUGAUGAGCACCUGAAGACGGGUCAUUGUAGAGCCUGGGACUCAACCAUCUUUGAUUCUGAAAUAGCCAAGCCAUCAGAAUGUACUGCUAAAAGUCUGUUACACACUGAGGUGGGAAGAGUAAACUACUACGUGGCAUUCACCCUCCUUUCACUUUACCUCCUCUUUGUGAACAUCAUGCUUAUAAAUCUUCUCAUCGCUAUAUUCUCAAACACUUACGAGAAUGUAGAAACCCAAUCAGGUAUCAUCUACAAGACUCAACGAGCUGAGAUGAUUCUCGAGUUCAGAGAAAGACCACCACUCCCCAACCCUGUUUCACUCCUCUACUUUUUAUUUAAAACAUCUAAAUUUGUAUACAGACGAUACAUUAAAAAGAUAAACUAUGAAAAAGAUCUUCAAAAAAUGAUUUCUAGUAUGCCCAACAGACACAGCUCGAUGGCAUACAGAUCUUCUCUUAUGGAGGCGGAAUGUAGAGCUCAGUUUAUAAGACAAAAUAAGUCAGAUUCUGGAGACCGUAUGAUCUCCCACACCAUGACUAACGAAAGCACAGGCACGGAUUCCUCGCACUACCUUGAUCUCUCUGCUAAGAUUAACCGUCUUGAGGGCCAGCUGACGGUAGCUACGGAGAAUAUAUCUAAAAUAUCAGAUCUCCUGAAGCAGAGGGUGCAGGGCAAAACGAAGCGCGACUCCACUACAAGCGCGGACCAAGUCAAGCCGCGGCGCCCUGGUUCCCCUCAAAGUGUAUUUAAAGAGAUCCUGGAGCGGGUCCGGGCUAAAAGGAACAGCUACGAUGAGGCCUUUAAUGAGCUGUCCGAGGAGGAGGAGGAGAAGGAGGUAGGGAGUGUUGCUGGGUUACUGAAGGAGCCCACUCUUGCUACAUGGGGAAGUUUGGUUACUCACAGUCAGGCCCUGACAACACCCUAUCCUGGCACUGAUAUAGAGCGGUUCAAACUGGAAAAAGGACAAAUCGCAUGGAAGAGCAAUUUUGAUUACACACCACCCGUGUAUGAUAAUGAAGAGAUUCCACAGCUAGACCCUAAGAAACCGAACGAGCUACGUUUUAACCAUGUGGACAGUGAUGGAGUGGACCGUAUCAGUUUUAUAGGGAAAUACACAGUACACGAAGGAUUUCCCCGGAACCCAAAAGGAAGGACAGGCCUGAUCGGUAAAGGUAAUCUACCUAGAUGGGGUCCCAACAAACUCGCCGUUACCAUAGUAACCAGAUACAAAGAACAGCCAGGCAGCAGUGAUUCAGGUGAAGUACCCGGAGGAGUUAUCAACAAACAAGGACAGCCUGUAGUGGAGGUGCUCCUCCUCAAGAUGGAGGGAUCUCCUCAUUACAUGUUCCCUCAGGGAUUCCUAGCUCCGUCAGAAACUGUUAAGCAUGCUCACCAGCGGGUAGUUCUUGAUCUGUGUUAUGACUUCUGUAACCAGACAAAGAUCGCCCAAAUACCUAUCGCUGCUUCCAUAGAUCCUAUCUUCAGUCAAUAUAAGGAGUUAUCGUCCUCCUACAUGGACGAUCCAAUGAACACUGAUAACUCAUGGAUGGAAGUUUCAGCUGCAACUGUUCAUGAUAAUCAGAAUGCCAUGUCGUCUGACUUCAAGCUUGGAAGUGGAGUGAUACAGAUCGUGUGGUUCACAGUAACAGAGCGUCCCGAUCUACACCCUAACAUGGUCACUCUGCUGAGGAAAACAUUAACCGUGUUGAAGAGUUAUAGCCCCUACACCGCGGCAGAAGAAGCCGAAUCAGGACUCAGUGGGUGAAUAGCUAACGGUUCUUGAGUAUAGGAAUUUUUAUAGGAAAACAUGAUCAGAAAGCAUUUUCUUCAUUUUAUUUACCGAAAGACCCGAUCAGAAGCCAUUACAGCCGGAGUGGAUGAAAUAUUUGAUGUUAACCAUGGAGGGGCUGUGUGCUCUUUGAAUGAUAGUUGAAGUAUUCGAUAAAAGACGUUUAAAGACUGAAAUUUAUGUGAUGAAUUAUGACCACGGCAUGGAAUAUUUUUUCGUGAGCCCAAUUGAUAUCUUCGCCUCAGUUGAAUUGAUUUUUGCAGUUGUAUUUCAUUUAUUUAUCAGAUUACAUUUCCGGAUUAACUAGUUCUCUAUAUUUGAGAUAAACGUUUUGUUUUAAUUCGAUACAUUACAAAUAAGAUCUCAACUAUCUGCAUUAG